UUUUUAAAACGAACAGGAGGAUUGCUUAACGGCUAAAUAUUUUUUUCUUCUAAAUAAUAGCUGCGGGUUGGGAAAACGGCGUUCAUUGCCAGCUGAGUGUUACAUAACCGAGUGGCUUUAGCUGUCCAAGGUGCUGAACUGAGCGGGUCGCAGCCUAUAGCGGGACGAGCCGUGGGGAAUUCACAACCUUGCAAGGUCACAGGCCUGUCAAUCGGCGGAGGAGGAAAAGCGCCGGAUCUCAUCGCACUGAUCCGAACCUCUGGGUUAUAGAUUGGCGUUUCCCACUACGUCUCGUGGAGGAAUACAUUCCUGAGGUGGUCGGCCGAACGGAGAGAAAAUGUCGGGGCAGACGCUCACGGAUCGCAUUGCCGCUGCGCAAUACCAGCUAACGGGAUCAGAUAUGGCCCGGGCUGUCUGCAAAGCCACCACUCAUGAGGUGAUGGCGCCCAAGAAGAAGCACCUGGACUAUCUGGUGUCAGCCACCAACACCACCAACGUGAACAUCCCUCAGAUGGCUGACACGCUGUUCGAGCGAUCCACCAACGCCAGCUGGGUGGUUGUCUUCAAAGCUCUCGUCACCACCCAUCACAUGUGUGUCCACGGCAACGAGAGGUUCAUCCAGUACUUGGCUUCCAGGACUUCCUUGUUCAACCUCAGUAACUUCAUUGACAAAACCGGCUCUCAUGGCUACGACAUGUCGACGUUCAUCAGGCGGUACGGACGCUACCUGAACGAGAAAGCCUUCGCCUACCGCCAGAUGGCUUUUGACUUCACCAGAGUCAAGAAGGGUGCUGAAGGAGUGAUGAGGACCAUGACCACCGAGAAGCUGCUGAAAGGCAUGCCCGUCCUGCAGACUCAGAUUGACACACUGCUGGAGUUCGAUGUUCACCCCAAGGAGCUGAACAACGGGAUCAUCAACGCAGCGUUUCUGCUUCUCUUCAAGGACCUGGUCAAACUGUUUGCGUCCUACAACGACGGAAUCAUCAACCUACUAGAGAAAUUCUUUAAGAUGAAGAAGAGUGAGUGUAAGGAUGCUCUGGAGAUCUACAAGAGGUUCCUGACCAGGGUGACGAAGAUUGGAGAGUUCAUGAAGUUGGCAGAGACAGUCGGAGUUGACAAAAAUGACAUUCCUGACAUCAACUAUGCUCCCAGCAGUAUCCUGGAGUCUCUGGAAACACACAUGAACGGCCUGGAGGACGUAAAAGGAGGCAAGAAGGGUGAAGGGUCUCCAACAAAGGGAUCUCCAACAAACAACGUGUCUCCGACAUCGACUCCGGCCAAAUCCUCAAACGCUGUCCCCGCACUGCAGCCUCCUCCUGGAGAGAGCGCCGCCGCCGCCGCCUCAGCCGCUCCAGAACCAGCCGAGGAUUCUUUGUUGGACCUGGACCCGCUGUCUUCCUCUGGGCCCUCAGCACCAUCGGCUGCCCCCACAUCUUGGGGAGAUCUUCUGGGAUCAGAAAUGGGCGACUCCUUGCUAUCCGAACCCACCCUCACAGCAGAGCCCACCCCCUCCCCUGCAGCAGCAACGCCCACUCCUGCAGCGGCAGAACCCGGAGUGUCUCUAGCUCCUCCCACUAGCACAGCAGCCGCCACCUCCCCUGGCGCCGCCAAUAUGGAUCUGUUGGGAGAUGCCUUUGCAACACCUGUCCCUGCCACUGAGGCCUCUGCAGCAGCAGCAGCCGAGGGAGGGGCUGCAGCAGCCACGUCCGCCCCUGCCGCCAGCGCAGGAGCUGAGUCCACAGGAGGAGACGCCCCAGCUGCGGCCGCCGCCGCCGCCCCUGCUGCCUCCGCCGCCCCCGGCGCUGAGCUGAUGUCAGUAUUUGAUGGCUUAGGAGAUGUAAUGAAGCCCACUCUGACCCCUCAGGCGGGGGAUGUUGACACCUCCAUGGCUAACAUGGCUAGUAAUCUGACGAUGGGAAACCCAGCAGCCCCUCAGGUAGCUCCCCCAAGUUGGGGUGCUCCCAUGACCAUACCCAUGGGUGUCGCUCCUUUUAUGGGGACUUACCCCAGCUUCACCAUGGCCCCGGCACCAGGUGCAGGAGCUCCCAUGAUGCCAAUGGCAAGGCCUGGCUUCCCUGCCACGGGACCAACCCCCGGGGCACCGAUGUCUCCUGGAAUGGCCCAGAGCCCCAGAAAGCCGCCGCCACCGAGGAACGCUCUGGACGACCUCAACAUCAAGGACUUCAUGUAGGCUGAUGGACCCAGAAACACCAGAGGUUUGUCGUUGUGUCUGGAGCUCUGUGGAUGUGGAUGUCUGCACUCCCCCUUCCCGCCCCGUCAGCCAACCAGCCAUCAACUCUUCCAUCUUCGGCCCCUCUGCCCUCUCCUCCUUGAAAGAAGAUGACCUUCCUUCCUUAUCUAAUGUUGUAGCACAAAUGUGAAUGUGAACCCUAGAUACAAAGAAAAAAAAACUACAAAAAAAAAACGAUUCCGUUUACGUGUGUGUGUGGGUGUGUGUGUAAUUCAGUGUUAACCUUUACUUAAUAUACUACAGAAAAUCAACCAAAAAAAAAAGGAAUUAAAUGUGUAUUUAGAUUCAUUCUGGAUUUCGGCGUAUCAGCUGAUUGGAAUGGUGGAUAUAUGUUGGUUUCUUUGCGCAUCUCCCAAAUGAGGACUGUGUUGUUAAAUGUGGACUGUGUUCGGUGUAACUUCACUGGCCAACCCCCCCCCCCCCCCCCCACUCCUCUAUCCCUGUCGUCCAAACUAAUACUCAGCUAUGUUUAACGUCAUAAAAACUUGGUUGUACCUAUAUCUGCUUGGCCAUCCAUUCUCCCACCUGUCUACUUCGAGUUUUGGAGGAA
Molecule: messenger RNA, 2801 nt
Organism: Salarias fasciatus (jewelled blenny)
Lineage: Eukaryota; Metazoa; Chordata; Actinopteri; Blenniiformes; Blenniidae
Product: clathrin coat assembly protein AP180
Exons: 24
Coding region: 338-2191 (617 amino acids)
Biological process (GO): clathrin coat assembly; clathrin-dependent endocytosis; synaptic vesicle budding from presynaptic endocytic zone membrane
Cellular component (GO): synaptic vesicle; clathrin-coated vesicle; extrinsic component of presynaptic endocytic zone membrane
Molecular function (GO): phosphatidylinositol-4,5-bisphosphate binding; clathrin heavy chain binding; 1-phosphatidylinositol binding
Source: RefSeq, a predicted model, not a curated record